GCCCCGCGCGUCGCCGGAAGCGGAAGCGCGCCGCUCUCGCUAUAAGGCCGCCGCGCCGCCGCGCCUGCUUAAAGGGGCCGCGUCUGGCAGGAGGAGAUGUUUCCCUCUGGGCUCUGGCUCUAGGAUGUUGGAGAACCGAGAAGAAGAGCUGACCACGGUGCGUGUGCAGGACCCCCGGGUGCAGAACGAAGGCUCCUGGAACUCCUAUGUGGAUUAUAAAAUCUUCCUCCAUACCAACAGCAAGGCCUUUACUGCCAAGACCUCAUGUGUGCGGCGCCGGUACCGUGAAUUCGUGUGGCUGAGGAGGCAGCUCCAGAAGAACGCAGGCCUGGUGCCUGUCCCAGAGCUGCCUGGGAAAUCCACCUUCUUUGUGGGCAGCACAGAUGAGUUCAUUGAGAAGCGGAGACAGGGGCUGCAGCAGUUCCUGGAGAAGGUCGUGCAGAACGUGGUCCUCCUCUCCGACAGCCGGCUGCACCUCUUCCUGCAGAGCCAGCUCUCGGUGCCCGAGAUAGAGGCGUGCGUGCAAGGCCAGGGCUCGCUGACGGUGACAGAAGCCAUCCUACACUAUGCCAUGUCCAACUGUGGCUGGGUGCAGGAGGAAGAGAGUCGCCCUGCGCUGCUGCCGGGAGACCUGCACGGCAGCUGUGCCGGCCUGGGAAGCCCGCAGGGUCCAAGCUGCGUAGAGACCUUCCCUCAUUGGAGUGACUUUGGCAUGGAAGACAACCACUCGGACAGUCUGGAUGCGCCGGCUGAGCGCGAGAUGCAGUAAACAGCUCUAGCGACCUCGCCUGCCCUUCCCGGGACCUGCAGCACUCGCUGGGUGAAGAGGACCACCACCGAGCUGGAGGGAUGUCCAGGGUGACAGGACUGGGGCUGUACUGGGAACGCAGCCUCGUCCUUGGCUUUGGUGUCCAGGGCUCACGUGCUUUCUCCCUGCCAACUCUGGAUUGUCCUUGAUGUCCCAGGCAGCGUGUUCAUAUAGCUCUUCUUUUCAGAGAAGGGAUCUAGUGGUUAGUGAAACCUGUGUUUGUUGUUCCCAUGGCCUUUGCUCUCCGACUGCAGCAGUAGGAGGGCUUAGGUGGCUGCUCUGCCGUGCCGGCAGGGCCCCGUGUUCUUGGCGUGUCCCUUGCCCAGCGCAGGGUGGGGUAUGGCUCGACGGCUCACGUCCAGCACGAGAGGGGAAUGCUUUGGCCCUGGUGCGGAGCCGCAGGCUGCGAGCAGGAGCUGGCUGCUGCCCAGCUCUGUCCUCGUGGGUUUCUUGAGUUCAGUUCCCUGGCGCUCCCCUCCGACACGCGGGCAGCGGAGGCUGUGUUUCCCUGGUAAUAGCCGUGCUGCGUUCCCGCGGCGGCGGUGCUUCAGCUGCGCUGAGCUGCAGCCCACACGCUGGGUGCAGAUACCGUAUCCACACCUGGGGCCUCCUGGCACUGCUCGCCCCGCAGGUUGUGCGCAGCUGGGAUGAGCGGGGACACGCUCCCCUUGGGGCCUGUUGCCGGGGAUCUCCUGUGCCCUGGGAGCACCGGGGCUCGGGAACGAGGCAGCGGGGAGGUAGGUGGGAGGCAGUUUCUCUCCUCCGGCCCCAUUGAGGGGAAACCACUUCCAGAUGGGCUCCUGCAGGAGAGCAACCGUCCUUCCUCACGCACUGGUGGUCGUGCACAGCUGGGAACCUGGGGUGACAGCAAGGGAACGGGGGGGCACACAGCCAGUAUGUAGUUCCUUUGCUAGGAAAGAAGGAGCAUGUAGCUUCCCUGGAGUCGGUGUCCGGCGGUGCCUGGGCUCCGGUCGCUCUUGACGCUGCUCCCUGUGCUCUCCUGCACUUUCUCCUGCUGCCCUGAGCACUGGCGAGGGCAGAGCUGACGUGCUCCCACUUGAAAUAAAAAUGAAGUAGAAGAGA
Dromaius novaehollandiae (emu) is the source of this 1891-nucleotide messenger RNA. RefSeq names its product sorting nexin 11 (gene SNX11). Gene Ontology annotation, molecular function: phosphatidylinositol phosphate binding. Gene Ontology annotation, biological process: intracellular protein transport; vesicle organization. The record is from RefSeq and is a predicted model, not a curated record. Lineage: Eukaryota; Metazoa; Chordata; Aves; Casuariiformes; Dromaiidae. The coding region runs from base 125 to 769 and encodes 214 amino acids. The transcript has 7 exons. Gene Ontology annotation, cellular component: endosome.